This is a messenger RNA of Anopheles merus, 3419 nucleotides long. It is a transcript of the gene Wnt6, whose product is annotated as protein Wnt-6. Bases 1036 to 2442 code for a protein of 468 amino acids. The record is from RefSeq and is a predicted model, not a curated record. Gene Ontology annotation, biological process: canonical Wnt signaling pathway; multicellular organism development; cell fate commitment. NCBI's taxonomy places the organism in Eukaryota, Metazoa, Arthropoda, Insecta, Diptera, Culicidae. Gene Ontology annotation, molecular function: cytokine activity; frizzled binding. The transcript is spliced from 5 exons. Gene Ontology annotation, cellular component: extracellular region.
UCCCAAAAACGCAACCCCUGUUCGUGAUAGCCUUACGCUCAUGGGGUAGUAGGGGUGAGCCGUGUAAGUGUGCUUUUGGUGCAAAUUCGCAAAAAACCACCCCUACCCCGCACUCUUCCACCAUUUCCAACCCCCUCCCCUCCUCCCCUUCCCAACACGCCAUCAAGUCGCGAAUCCCAAAUGGUUUGGAAGGCCCGAACGAUCCCGAAAAGCAGAGCAGCAGCAGCAGCAGCACCGGCGGCCGCAGUAAACCGAUUGCGAGGCGGGGGCUAAUAUGUGUGUGCGCUCGCGCGCGCGCGCACACACACGCUUGUUCCACGGCUCGCGCAAACCAUCUUUGCCAGUCUCCGUUCUGCCGCUUGGUCUUGCGCGUUUGCCCAGGGCAUUUGGAUCGGGUCGGUCGAACUCUGUUGUUUUUUGCUCCUCUCCUGAACGGUGCUAUCUGUGUGCCGGGGUUAAGUUUAUCGUCACCAAAUGCCGGAAGCAGCGAACCCUUCCAUCGACCAUGUGAACCUCAUGCAGUGCGUAUGAGUAGUGCAAGUGUCCGUGUGUGUGGGUGUUGUGUGUCGUUUUGCAAAUACCUGCGGAUGCACCAUUCGGUGUAUGCGUGUGUGUGAGAGUGCGUGUUGUGUAAUUUGUGAGUGAUCCAUUUCCGGCCCUGUCGUGGGGGAGCUCGCUAACGUGUUGUGUGUGUGUGUAUUUUGAGAGCACCACCCCACCGGCGACCUCACCAAGUGAGUUCUCGGGCGUUGGGGGUUGUUGGCUCACCUAACAACUGGGAGUGUACAUCCUGUGUCAUCGAGCGGUUUGUGGUUCCGAUACCAUUUCCGACUGAAAAUUUGUCAAGGGAAGAGAGAGAGAGAGAGAGAGAGAGAGAGAGAGAGAGAGAGAGAGAGCGCGAAAGAGAUUGAGACGAAGAAUCGGUUCAACUACAUUGCAUCAGCUAAAAGAAAAAGACGUCCAAGGUUUCUGAUUUUUUUAAAAUAUUGCAACAACCGAUACCCAAGUUUCGUUAGCGGAAAGGAAAUCAUAAGUAUGCGUCUGGUACUGAUUGUGAUCUACCUGAUACUGAUAAUGCCCAUCACCGGCCUGUGGAGAGCCGAAGGUAGCAAUGUGCUGCUCGAUCCGGACCGGGUGUGCGAAAGCAAACACCGGAAGUCGCGACGCCUUUCCGGGAAGCUGGCCGACAUCUGCAAAAACGACACGUCGCUGAUGCGUGAAAUUCACCGAGGCAUCAGUUUGGGCUUUCGGGAGUGUGAGAACCAAUUUCGACACAACAUGUGGAACUGCUCCUGGACCAUCAAACGUAGUAUGCGCCGAAUUCUGGCCAAAGAUACGCGCGAGACAGCAUUCGUGCACGCGAUCACGGCCGCCGGUAUAACGUACGCGGUGACGAAGGCGUGCACGAUGGGCGACCUGCUGGAGUGUUCCUGCCAGAAGCACUCGAAAUCGAAACCCUCCGACGAGGGAGGACGGCGUGGUGGACGGGGCGGCGCUGGGUACCGGCCGGCCGGUGGCAAUCGUCGCCGCGUCGGCGGUGGCAACCGGGCAUCCAACCCGAACGGCAUCCUGAUUGCGCCCUAUCAGCAAAAUGUCAAUGCGAAUCCAGCCUACAGCACGCUGACAGCGGCCGAGAUUGCGAGAAAUGGUCGGGCGCAGGCAGUGGGCCGUCGGCUCAACAGCGGACGCUCCCAGCGGCAUACGCCCAAGGGUGCGAAUGGUGGUGCUACCGGUGGUGGUGGUGGUGGUGGUGGUAGCGGUGCUGUUGGACAGUUGGGCCCAAAUGCCGCCGGUUUGCCGAAGGAGCUUCCCACGCUCACGAUACUGACCGGCCAGGAGGACAAGUGGAAGUGGGGCGGCUGCGACGAUAAUGUAAACUUUGGCGUACGAAAAUCGAAAGACUUCCUCGACGCGCGGUUGCGCAAGAAGAGCGACAUCAAGACGCUGGUACGGCUGCACAACAAUGACGCGGGCCGAUUGGCCGUCAAGCAGUUCAUGCGCAUGGAGUGCAAAUGUCACGGGCUGUCCGGGUCCUGCACGACCAAAACCUGCUGGAUGAAGCUGCCCCCGUUCUCGGAGGUGGGUGCCCGGCUGAAGGAACACUUUGACGGCGCAACUAAGGUAAUUGCGCGGAACGAUGGGCACAGCUUCAUGCCAGACGACGCAACGAUCAAGCUGCCGACCAAGCGGGACCUGGUGUACACGGAGGACUCGGACGAUUUCUGCGAGCCGAAUGCCAAGACGGGCUCGCUCGGGACGCACGGCCGGGAGUGUAACAUCACGUCGAGCGGCGUGGACGGCUGCAGCCUGAUGUGCUGCAAGCGGGGCCAAACGCACAGCCAGAUGGAGGUGAAGCGCAACUGCAACUGCAGCUUCAAGUGGUGCUGCGAGGUGACGUGCAGCACCUGCAUCGACAUACAGGAUGUGUACACCUGCAAAUGAGUGGUUCAGUCGUUAGUAUUGGGUUAGAUGUUUUGGGGUUGAGAGUAGAAGGUAGAGAGCUCUAGUACAACCACGGCGAGUGCGAUUUCGCGUCCCCAAGUGGCGAAAAGUGUUUGUGUAAGUUAUCAGGGAAUAAAGGGAAAAGAGGGCAAACAAAAACUGGAGGAAUGCAGGAAGAAAAGUUGGAAAGGACAUACAAAAAAUGGGAAAAAUGAGCUAAAUAAGAAGGGAGGCGGCAAAUAUGCGUUAAACUAGAAAUGUUAAAGACUGACUGAAAUUAGUUGUGAAAUUUAAACCGAAUUGAGCACCUUUCAAUAUUGCGUGAGAACAGUGCAGUGAGAAUGAGUGCAAGAAAAAAAAGAAAGAAAGAGAGAGUACAGAGAGGAAGUAGUGGAGUGAGACACUAAAAUGUGCGAAAAUAACAGUUAUCAGAGAGCAAAUACUGAGUGUACAUACCGAAAAGAGGAUUUAAAAAACCCAGCAUCGCUCCCCUUUACAAGUUUCCUUCCCUCUCCUUAAAAAUCAUGUAUUAAUCUAAACUCUAAUGCUUUUUGUGAUCUGUGGUGAACACACUACCGUAAACCGAUUAUGAUAUUUAUUGUUAAGUGCUACACGAUCGUGUACGAUCGAACGAUGACUGUGCAUGCGCGAACGAAUCAAACGAACGAAUUUAGGGAUGAAGCGGGGAGCGGGUGGUCAUUUCUUUUUUGUUUUGGCAGCAGAUGAUGAUCAUAAUAAAAUGCAAAAAUCAAACAACGCAACAACAGAAUCGCACACCGAAAAUGUACGUUGUAUUACAAUGUUAAAUGCAAAACCACUCCACCACGUGGUAGGGCUGUUUUUCCCAAUACUGUGAGAGAAGGGGUAGCAGACUUUUCUCUUUCCCCGCCACAUUUACCACCCAAAGGGAAGGGGGUAAGGAAGGAGAAGAAAAGCUAGAAGGAAAAGGUAAGACCAUUUUGUUGAGAAAGAAAAUG